CUGUACCUUUUUUUUCUAGUACAAAAAAAACAACAACAUUCUUUUAAUAGUUCCUUCAUCGACGAAGUAUGGACAUUAUUGUGGACGAGAUUUUUCUGGACAACAACGUCGCCGAGGAAUUAAAUAACGACAGAAUGAACGCCGAGCCCCGGAAGGAAGUCGAAAUCGCACCAUCACCAAUCAGAAUAAAAGAAAAACGCAACAGCAAGGAAGAAAAAUCAAAGAAAAAGGAUGAGAGAAACAUAGAUCAGGUACUGAAAAGUCUGAGUGACUUGGAUGCAGAGAAAAAGUUGAGUGCAGUGGCUAAAAAGUACAUGGAAAUCCUGGAUGAAAAUAGAAAGUUACAGCUACUGUUGAAGAUGACAGAAAAAAAAGUCGUGGUGGUUCAACGAGAAAAGGACCAAUGCGAGUCAGAAAGAAGUAAAGCUGUUUUAACAAGGAGUCGACUGGAAAGUCUGUGUCGCGAAUUGCAAAGACAGAAUAAGGCCAUCAAGGAAGAAAGUAUGCUGAAGAUCAGGGAAGAGGAGGAAAAGAGAAAGGAAGUUUCAGCCAAAUUUCAGAGUACACUGACGGAAAUAACAGCUCUGAUGACUGAAACAAAUGAAAAGAAUGUAAAGUUGCAUGAAGACAACAUGGAUAUACAUAAAAAAUUCAAAACAGUAUUCGAGGAAAUGGAUGCUAGAGAAAAGCAGUUUGAAGAGAUGCAUACAAUAAUGAAAGAGGAGUUAAAAUCCACGGAAGCAAGACUUGCCAAGGUUAAUCUAGAAAUGGCAGAAGAGAAGGAGAAAUUGUUGAGAGAGAAAAGUCAGAUGUUGAUCACAUUGACUGAAUAUCAAAAGAAAAUAGUUGAACUGCAAAAAACAGAAGCAAACUUGCGUUCUCAGGUUGCUAUGUACACGGAUAAAUAUGCUGAUUUUCAGACUGCUUUGUCAAAAAGUCAUGAAGUCUUUGGCGAAUUCAAUAGUCAAAUGGAAAAGAUGUCCAAAAAAAUUUUAAAACUGGAAAAAGAAACAAACAUGUGGAAAACACGAUGGGAGAAAAAUAACAAUGCAUUACUAGACAUGGCAACGGAGAAACAAACGAGAGAUGCUGAGAUGGUUGCAUUGAACAAAAAAUGUUCACUUCUUCAAGAGUUGUGCAAAACUUUCCAACAAGAAAGGGCCAAAUUAAUAGCUCAGUUAAAAGAGAAAUCGCAGAACAGCAAUAAUGAAAAUUCAAAUGACAACAAUGCCACUAAUCAUCCAAUUACAAAUGGUUCAGAUACUUUGAACGAAACAAACGACAAAGUUGCAGAACAAACCAAAGAAGAAAAGACUGAAUCAACAUGUCCUCUUAUCCUUGAAAGCAAAGGAAAUCCAGAAGUUUGUUGUCAAGAAAUUGUAAAUAGUUCAGAUGAAAAAAAAAAUUUAGUGUAUAUACCUCCAAAAACAAAAGAGAAUGAACAAGUAUCUGUUGACCCAGAAAACUGUAUUCAAGCUAAAAGUUCUCCUUCUGAGCAGUUAGUAGAGCAAAAUUCAGUUAUUGCAAAUGAAAGUACUCAUAAUACAGAUGCAGUAACUGCAAAUGGAGAAGUACAUCUCGAUUCUGCAUCAAAUAAAAAACACAAGGAAGGAAAGAAGAAAAGGAAGUAAGUUUAUUUCAUGAAGUAACUAAUUCAUACACUGAUCAAGUGAAAGAUAUAAAAUUAUUAGAGGUCGAUCUGAGUCUUUUAGCCAGUAAGAUUUUUGAUAAAGGAGGAAUUUGUAUUUGUGAGUGUUCUUUUAUAGAAAUCAAGAAUACCCAUUGAUAUUGUGUCACUAUAUUUGUCAAUAGAUCUUGAAUAGAGCUUUUUGAGGAUUAAAUCCUUUCAUUCUAGUUCCUGUAUUUUGUAAUCAUCUGGUUGUAAUAUUCAAACUCCCUAUUUUAUUCACAAAAAUUUUGUAAUUUUGUAUGAUAAACUAAAAAAGUGGAUUUAUUUACCUUCAUUGGUUUACCUGUGUAAUUUAAAUUUUUGUGAGUAAUUCUUGCCAAAUGUUAGUACAAAUAUUAAUAUCCUUCUUUCCAGUAUAAUAAACAAUGUUCUA
Molecule: messenger RNA, 2063 nt
Organism: Copidosoma floridanum
Lineage: Eukaryota; Metazoa; Arthropoda; Insecta; Hymenoptera; Encyrtidae
Product: beta-taxilin
Molecular function (GO): syntaxin binding
Source: RefSeq, a predicted model, not a curated record